AUGAUGCAGCGUUUGGUCUCAAGUCUGUUGCCACGGACGCCAAUAGGCUCCGCUUGCUACGCCACUGCGGUGUCCGAUUACGGUGUUGCGCUCAAGAAGGCAGCAGAGCUUAUCACACCAGCUGAUGCGUCCAUUCAGCCAAAAGAAGCAGGCUACACGACCGGUGUUCCACUGAGCACUUUUUCGCGGAAUGCGCGUAUCUAUUGCCCUGCGCGAACUCCUUGCCAAUCGGGGCUUGGCAGGACUGUUGACAACGCCAGCACCACACCAGUUUGGAAGAUUGAAUUCGAAACACUGUCGAAGUGGACAAACCCUUUGAUGGGAUGGACGUCGACUGCGGACCCACUGGAGAACGUCGGGCGGGCGACGCUGGCGUUCCACACCAAGGAGGAAGCACAGCGUUUCUGUGAGAAGCACGGUUGGAGCUACACCGUGGACGUGCCCAACAUCCGCCGCACUGUGCGUCAAAAGCGCUACGCCGGCUACGGUGACAACUUCGGUAUCAAACGCAAUGGCGUCCCUGACCUGUCUACGCUUCGCUCGAACCGCUGAGGGCCGCUAGGCACGGCGACCGCGUUUGCAGCCUUCCGGGCCGGCAGCAUCCAUCGCGCUGACAGUGAGAGGAGCCGCGGAUGGAGCAGGGUGGUUGUGGAGGCGAAGAGCAGGGUUAUAACAAAUUUGUUUUUUAGGAGCGAAGGGGUGAACCCCCGAGGUCCUCAGCUUACUCCCGUGACGUCGUGUCCAGAGCGGCUUUAUGGCUUAUUGAAGGAAAAGAAUAGUGGUUUGCUCAAGCAGGCUAAGGGUAUUCGGUGAAUUCACUUUGCUGUGAGCAUGGAACCUGUGACGUGGUGCGCGACACGUGUUAUGAUAGCCCGCGCGUGUUCAAAUAGGCGUGAGAGGCGGACACGUGGGUCGGCAAGUGAUUACGGUUGAGCUUGAGAGGUUUGCCUUGUGAGUUUUAAUAGCUGCGUUAUCUUGGGAUGUCUGCGUUAUCGUGAUAUGGGGAACGUGUGGGACAGGGCUGUUAAAGAUAAUGCAGGUCCGCGAGUGGACGCAUGGGCAGGCCAGAGAUUUCCAGGGGUGGGGU
Volvox carteri f. nagariensis is the source of this 1087-nucleotide messenger RNA. It is a transcript of the gene nuoS4, whose product is annotated as NADH:ubiquinone oxidoreductase 18 kDa subunit. NCBI's taxonomy places the organism in Eukaryota, Viridiplantae, Chlorophyta, Chlorophyceae, Chlamydomonadales, Volvocaceae. The transcript has 4 exons. The record is from RefSeq and is a predicted model, not a curated record. Gene Ontology annotation, biological process: electron transport chain. The coding region runs from base 1 to 552 and encodes 183 amino acids.